Messenger RNA from Verruconis gallopava, 2586 nucleotides. RefSeq lists its product as hypothetical. NCBI's taxonomy places the organism in Eukaryota, Fungi, Ascomycota, Dothideomycetes, Venturiales, Sympoventuriaceae. The transcript has 3 exons. Bases 703 to 2079 code for a protein of 458 amino acids. Gene Ontology annotation, biological process: UDP-N-acetylglucosamine biosynthetic process; carbohydrate metabolic process. Gene Ontology annotation, molecular function: phosphoacetylglucosamine mutase activity; magnesium ion binding. The record is from RefSeq and is a predicted model, not a curated record.
CCCUCCUUCUUCUUCUUCCGCCGCUCACGCACCCGUUCUCGCUCUCGCUGAUCGCUCUCGUCGUUCUCGCUUCUCGUUCUCUCGUCGCCCUCACUGUCCACUGCCGCCGGUGCACCAGGACACCCCUCUAUCCCCACCCCGCCAAAAAAAAAAAAACAAAAAAAAGGCGCAGACGUCCACUAACACCAAGCCCUUUGUUUUUUUUGGGGGGCGUUUCUAGGGCAGAAGGCAGAGAUGGACAACAAGGCUAAGAUUCUCGAGGCUUCCGCGAGGCACCCGAAGCCUGAAGGCAGAACGUACCAGUAUGGCACGGCUGGGGUAAAUCAUCGUGCCAACCAUUUUCCCGGUCGUCAGGAACCUGGGCUAACCGUCGUCGUCAGUUCCGCAUGAAGGCGUACGUCCCAAGGCGAUCCCCGAGAACGACGAAGCCGCUCCAAUGGCUCGUCGUUGAACCACCGGUCUGUUGUUUUUUGGCUAACGUACGGGUCGCAGCAAUCUUCUGGACUCCGUUGUCUUCCGCGUUGGUCUGCUGGCUUCGCUUCGGUCGAGGAAGCUGCUGGGCCAAACAAUCGGCGUUAUGAUCACCGCCAGUCAUAACCCGCCCGAGGACAACGGCGUGAAGCUUGUCGACCCCAUGGUCAGUAUCGUUUUUCUUAUUCUUCCUUGCUAAUGUCAUUCUUAAACUUCUCUCACUAGGGUGAGAUGCUGGAGCAAACCUGGGAAGGCCAUGCUACCACUCUCGCAAACGCCGACAACGACGCCCUUUACGACACGUACGCCAAGAUUGCCGAGCAGAUCAAGGUCAAUCCCAACGCCGAAGCCCGCAUCGUCUUCGCUCGCGACACCCGCGCGUCAGGCUCAACCCUCGUCGCCGCUCUCGUCGACGCCUUCCAAGCGACCGGCACCCAAUACACGGACUACAAGCUCCUCACGACCCCUCAACUGCACUACAUUGUGCGCUGCACCAACACGUACGACUCGGACUACUACUAUGGCGAGAUCAGCGAGGUUGGAUACUACGAGAAGAUGGCCAACGCGUUCAGGCGCGCGAUGCGAAACAGCAAGGCCAAGGGCCACGUCACCGUCGAUUGCGCAAACGGCGUUGGCGGACCGAAGCUUCGCGAGCUGAUCAAGUAUCUUCCUCCCGCUGAGGAAAGCGGUCUUGAGAUCAAGGUUGUCAACGACGACGUGGUCAACCCGGAAAGUUUGAACGUUCAGUGUGGAGCCGACUUCGUCAAGACUCAGCAACGUGCCCCUCCCUCCUCCAAAGCCGCCCCUCUUGAGCGCUGCGCGUCGCUGGACGGAGACGCCGAUCGUCUCGUCUAUUAUUACCUCGACAAGAACGGUACUUUCCACCUUCUAGAUGGCGAUCGCAUCGCCACGCUUGCUGCAUCUUUUAUUGCCGAACUUGCCAAGCAGUCCGGCCUCGCGGACAAGCUUAAGGUCGGCGUCGUCCAGACCGCCUACGCGAACGGUUCGUCCACGAAAUACAUCAAGGACCACCUCAAACUUCAAGUCGAAUGCACCAACACCGGAGUCAAGCACCUGCACCAUGAAGCAGCCCGUAUGGAUAUCGGCGUCUACUUCGAGGCCAACGGUCACGGCACCGUCCUCUUCUCCGACGCGGCGGCUGCCACUAUCAAGAAAGCGGAGCCCACUUCGACCGCGUCCUACGAGGCACUCGAAACGUUGCGUGCACUCCUCGACCUCAUCAACCAAGCCGUCGGCGAUGCGCUUUCCGACAUGUUGCUCGUCGAAGUCAUUCUCGCACACAAGAAGUGGACCUGCGACAACUGGCUUGCCACCUACUCGGAUUUGCCCAACCGUUUGGUUCGCGUCGAAGUGAAGGAUCGCAGCAUCUUCAAGGCUGUUGACGCCGAGCGCAAACUCGAGUCGCCCAAGGGCAUCCAGCGCGAAAUCGACGAACUGGUCGGCAAGUACAAGCAAGGUCGAGCCUUUGCCCGGGCCUCCGGCACCGAAGAUGCUAUGCGUGUCUAUGCUGAGGCAAGCACCCGCGGUGAGGCAGACGAUCUUGCCAACAAGGUUGCUGCGGUGGUCAAGAAAUAUGGAUCCGUUUGAAAAUCACGGCCGACGACGACAUGAAUGAUAAGAUACGGAGUUACGAGAAUCCUGAGCAUAAGGGGGAGGGCGUUGAAGAUUCAGCACAUCGACUGGGCGAGCAACUUUGUCAAUCAGUUUUUUUUUUCUUUAAAAAAAAUUAAAAAAUAAAAGAAAGAAAAAAAUGGAAGAUAUUAAUGAAAAAAAUAUGAUGAUGACGCAUUGCGAUUCGGUCAAGACAAAAGCACCAGAUCAAGCUCGUCCACGUGCGGGCAAUAUCACAUCCGUCAUGGUAUAAGCGAAAGAGCUCGGAGCGAAAUACGCCACGCCGAACCGGCAGUUUCUGCAGAUGUGCGUGAGAAACCGAGCUGGCGGGAAUUGGCGUUCAAAAAAGUGAUUUUUUUUUUCGACAAAGUGGGUUUGAUGAUUGCUCCUCCGGAGCCACUGUGUGAAAAAGGGGAUAUAAAAAAUGAACCAUACCAAACCAAAAAAUGUGACUGCCUUUGUCGCUGCAUGCCAACUUGUCAG